AUGAGGUUUAUCACGAAUAGAGCUCCCAAUGUUCUCCAUCUGUCUGUCGAUGAACAGUUAUCCCUUUGCGUUUUUCUCUCUCCCUCAUUUUUUUCCCUUUCUAUCUUCCACCCCAUAAACAACUCAUUCUCCGAGGCUACCCCACCCAUCGUCUAUCCACACCAUCGUCUUUUCUGUUUUCUACUCCCAUUCAACACUAUAGAAUUCCUUCCUUCCUGUCUUUUUUAUUUUAUUUUUUUUAUUUUUUCAUUCUUGCCUGUCCGCUUAUUUACUGGUUAUACUUUUAGAGUUAUUUUUUUUAAUUCUAUGGAUAAGUUUGUAUUCUUUUCAUUUUUUUCUGUCUAUUUUUUUAACUUUCGAUUUUCUUCAAGACAUUUCUAUCUAUCUAUCUAUCUAUCUAUCUAUCUAUCUAUCUAUCUAUCUAUGUAUGAUACUGGUCAUUUUUCGUUCGCUUUUUAUUUUUUAAAUCUCUUUAUAUCUUAUAUACGUUUACUUUUUUUUCUUUUCUGUCAACUUCUUUAUUUCUUUCUCGCCAUCUCUUUCUCCCUUUCUUUCUUUCUUUCUUUCUUUCUUUCUUUCUUUCUUUCUUUCUUUUCUUUCUUUCUUAUUCAUUUCCCAUGCUUUUUCGAUUUCAUUUCUUUUGUUUUAUUUUUCUAUCUUCUGUCUUCCAUUUUUUUUACUUUCCUUCUACCUUUCUUUCUUCCUUUGUUUCUUUCUAAUUUUCUCAUUUCGCUAACGCUUUCAAAUCCCCCCCCUGCGCUUACUUUGGUUUGUAAAUUUACCUUUCUUCAUUUCAUUUUCUACUUGAAACAAAAAUUCGUUCUUCCAUUCAUUCAUUCUUUCUUUCUUUCUUUCUUUCUUUCUUUCAUUCAUUCAAAGUUAUCUCUAUUUCUCUAUCUGUUUUCUUUUUCCCUCUUUUUCCUUUCUUUCUUUGUUUUUUUUUCUUUCUUUUGUUUCUAA
Acanthosepion pharaonis is the source of this 960-nucleotide messenger RNA. NCBI's taxonomy places the organism in Eukaryota, Metazoa, Mollusca, Cephalopoda, Sepiida, Sepiidae. The record is from the annotation of a GenBank genome assembly.